This is a messenger RNA of Solea senegalensis (Senegalese sole), 963 nucleotides long. RefSeq names its product aurora kinase A interacting protein 1 (gene aurkaip1). The record is from RefSeq and is a predicted model, not a curated record. Gene Ontology annotation, cellular component: mitochondrion. NCBI's taxonomy places the organism in Eukaryota, Metazoa, Chordata, Actinopteri, Pleuronectiformes, Soleidae. Gene Ontology annotation, biological process: mRNA processing. The transcript is spliced from 4 exons. Bases 139 to 771 code for a protein of 210 amino acids.
CGCAGUAAAACGUGUCGGACUGGCCGGAAGUGGCUUGUUGAAGUCACAUUGAAGAAGAAAACCCGGUCACUGUAUUAUCUGGUCACGUGACAAGUCAACCCAUUCCUAAUGACUUUAUUAUUGGGAUGAUCAUUUACAAUGUUUUCUUCAAAAGUUGUCCCUCAUCUCGGUCUAUUACGUAGAGUGACCUUUGCACUGCAAACCCAUGGAUCCAUUUUGAAUGGCUGUGCACCUCCAAGCUUUCCUGCUUCUUGCUUCUCCCUAAAACAUAAACUCAGGACGUACGUGACAGCAGCGGACAACACAGCUCCUCCUCGAUGGGUGCAGCUUGAGCCAGAGCUGGAGGACGCUCUGGUGCCACGCAAACUGUCAGUUAGUCCUCUGGAGAGUUGGCUCUCCCUGCGUUACUCCCUCCCUCCCCUGCUGGAGGCCGCUCAACCACAGGAGGAUGUCGGGCUGCUGGAAGAGAAGAUGCUGCCACCCAUCUCUGUCCCUGUUUUGGAGGAUGAAACGGGCUCAGUUACACCCUUACAAUGCAAGAAUGUUCUCAAGAUCAGGCGACGAAAGAUGAACCGGCAUAAUUAUAGGAAGCUACAAAAACGGAUUAAAUUCUUGAAAAGAAGAGUGCUGGCAGGCAGGGGGAGGAAGAAGCAGAAACGAUUUGAGGAGGAUUUGAAGAGGAUUUGGACUCGCGCUGGACUGAAGACAGCUCCAGAGGGAUGGACCACAGCGAAGAUCUUCAUUAAACAGAAUGUAAACAAAAGGCAUUGACAAACACUCAGCGGUUCCAGAUUGCGUUGCGUACCUCACACUGGGUGUGUAUGUACAUCAUCAAAACAGGCAGACGGCUUUCUGUGUUUUGCUUAACUGCUGCACGAUUCUAUAUGAAGAUGGUGAAUCUGUGUACAACUAUUUUUUAACAAUGUAACUAAGUAAUAAAGAGCCUUUCCUGUUGAGACCAAA